Molecule: messenger RNA, 957 nt
Organism: Mesocestoides corti
Lineage: Eukaryota; Metazoa; Platyhelminthes; Cestoda; Cyclophyllidea; Mesocestoididae
Source: the annotation of a GenBank genome assembly
AUGGAACAGUCUGAUCCGUGGGCAAUGACCAGUGAUCAGAGAGCCUACUAUCUGGCACAAUUUUUGCGGCUUCAACCCGAUCCUAGUGGCUUCUUAAGUGGUCAAACAGCGAAGUCUUUCUUCGAACUCUCUAAACUUCCGGUCAGCGAACUAUCUCUCAUUUGGGAGUUGUCCGACGUGGACUCUGAUGGACAGCUGACUCUGAGUGAAUUCUCCGUAGCUAUGCAUCUGGUGGUGCUUCAUCGGAAUGGAGUAAUGCUGCCGUCCAGAUUGCCCGACAGUCUGCGCGCUGUGGCCACCUCAAGCGCCCUCUCGGCCCCCCCACCCCCACCGCCCGUGGACCCCUCCUCCGCGAUCUCGCCGCCGGACCCGCCGGAUGUCGCGGCCACGUCGGCAGUCGAGCGCCGCGCUCACCUCGGCGAGCACCGCUCCCUGGACUCGGCCUGCCAGGAGUCCGUGCGUCUCGCGCAGCCCCCACACAGACGAUGGUCCGCCUCGAGCCAAAGCGAUGCAGUCUCCCUCGCCGAAGGCAUGACCUCCUUCGACGGUCGACUCGCACCCAAUGCUCAGGUUCGACAUCCGAUCGCGAUUCGAGCCAACCCCGUGCCGGUGGGUGGUGGCGCUCAAGACGGCGCCCCUCGUCCCCCCACCCCUCCCCCCAGAGCCCGGGCGAAGACUGUGACCUCCACGUCCAGACCAUCGGCUUCUGCUGUUCUACACCAGUCCUCUCCUCCUCAAACUCCGCAAUUUCAGAACUCCUCAUCAAAGGGAACAUCUCAGUCGCAAUCAGAGCUGCAGAAUCACCGGAUCCAGCAACUAACAGCCAUGCUGCUGCCAACUCAGGCGGAGUGCGAACGCAUCAUGCGCGAGAACAACGAGCUCACCUCGGAAUUGGUGGGCCUGCAGAAGCGCAGGAUUGCCCUCGAGAUUCUCUUGGAGCGACUAACACCUCUGUGA